GCGCCCAUGCUCUGUCUCCCAAAAAUAUGGAUGGUUGAUUGGAAGGGCCGCAUGGGAGACCGAUUUUUCAUUCAUUUUGCCGAAAAUUUUAAUUAAAUUAUGAAUUUUCCACCAAUUAAAGGGAAGUUGAGCGGAAAUUUUCUCAAUUUUAAUUAAUUGCCAAAUAGAAUGAUUUAUUGUUGUUAUUUCGCACCACCAACUCUCGCACAAAAUACACAACUCACCGAGUUCGGUGCAUGCGGCAAAAUGUAAAUUGAAUUGAUGGUGAUUUUGUGAGAGAGAGAAAAUUUGUGCCAGAAUAAAAGUCUCGGUCUAUGCUGUAAAUAUGAUGUGCCGGGGAGGUAAAGGCGAUCUCUCCGCCAGAAACUUUGCAAUAAUUUUGGUUGAAAAGUUUAGCAUGGUGUAGUUGCAUGAUUUCAACGGCAAAACAUUUCCAUUUGGACAGCUUUUCUGCACAGGAUUAUAUAAUCAAUUUUAAUGGCAUAUUUAAUCAACAUUUUGGGUGCUUUCAAUUUAUUAAAAUACUGCGAUUUAUUUUGAUAAAAGGAACUAUCCGAUUAUGCGAUACAUAAAUUUCAAUAAAUAAAUUCACACACAUACACCCCACCACAAACAUAUUGCAAAGCGUGGGGCUAAUUCAGGCAAAUUACAUGCAUUAAUUAGCACAAAAGGUGCGUACUUAUUAUGCAUUACACCAUUUAGUUGAUGUUUAUGGAGGAACAGCAAUAUUCCUCCAAUUAGUUAACACGCUGUUCAAACGUUCAAAGCUAUUAAUAUCAGGAUAUUUUAUGCAUGUUUUGUGACAACAAAUAUGGGUUUACAAAAUUUAUUUUAAUUUCCCUAAUUUUCACACAGACUGCAAAAUGAAGAGAGAAAGAUCUUUAAAUUUAUGUAAAACAGACGGUUUUUAGCAGUGUAUUCUCUCGCAAAUUCUCUCAAAUACCGCCUUCGCGCUCUUUCAUUUCAAAUUCGCCGACUCACCUUGAUCUCGGUGACCUUCUCCCGGGCCGCGAUCUCUAGACAGAAAUUAUCAAUAAGAUCAAUUUGGUGCCAGUUUGCUGGAGAUCAUCAUGGUGAACGUACGUAUUUUUCUCCUCUUCUGUGCUUUUGGCACCUCCCUGGCCAUUAGAUCCUUCUGGAGAGGAAGGAACUUUGAUGAAUUCCACGGUGAUGUCCUCACCCUUCCACCGGGAAGAGUUAACGAUCAGUGGUUCGAUCAGCAAGUUGAUCCAUACGCUCCCACAGACAACAAGAUUUUUCACCAAAGAUACUACGUAAAUUCGGAUUAUUUCAAAUCAAAGGAUGGCCCAAUAUUUCUUCUUAUUGGCAGAGAAGGUCCUGCCUCACCGAGAUGGAUGGUAGAGGGUGCCUGGAUAAAAUAUGCUCAAGAAUUCGGUGCUCUCUGCAUUCAACUUGAACACCGAUUCUACGGUCAGAGUCAACCAACACCGAGUACAACGACGGAGGAUUUCCCAUUUUUCUCUUCAGAAAUAGCCCUCACAGAUGUAGCCCUUUUCAUCACGGCCAUGAAUGAGAAAUUCAAUUUAACAGACAAAAAUGAUUGGAUUGUCUUCGGUGGUGGCUACUCUGGUGCCUUAGCAGCGUGGAUGCGCGUAAAGUUCCCCCAUCUUGUUCACGGUGCUGUGAGUUCCAGUGCCCCAAUUUUGGGGAAAUUGGAUUUCCAGGAGUACUACACGACUGUUGCAGAUGCAACCCUUGACUGUCGUAUGAGCAUUCAAGAAGCCUUCUUGGCGAUUGUUGAGCAACUUGACAGUGAAUCAGGGAAGAAAUCUCUCGUUGAGCAAUUGCAACUGUGUGAUCCUCUGGAUGAUGUCACAGAAUUGGACAAGUCGAAUUUAUUUGAAAAUCUCGUGAGUAUCUUUGGAAGUGUUGUGCAGAAUAAUGGUUUGCCUUUCGCCAAGCACGGCAUCAAGGAAAUAUGCAGUAUAAUGAAUGACGAAGCCAAGGGAGCACCUCUGAAUAGACUAGCUGCUCUCAAUAAAAUCUUCCUGGAAGAUGAUGGACAAUCCUGCUUGGACUACAAGUACGACAAAAUGAUCAAGGAGCUCAAAGAAACAUCUUGGGAAGCUCAAACAGCUCGUGAUGGAACUCGCCAAUGGCUCUUCCAGCUCUGCAAGGAAUUUGGCUUCUUUCAGACAUCCGAAAAUGCAUCAUUCGUCUUCAGCAAUUAUCUCAGUACUGAGAAUUACUUGAAGCAGUGCUCUGAUGUCUUCGGAGAGCAAUUCAAUCGUGCCAGUCUUGAGAAAUCUAUAUACAACAACAAUGUUAUCUAUGGAGGACUCAAUAUAAAGGCAACAAAUGUAAUUUACACCCACGGAAGCCUCGAUCCUUGGCAUAGUCUUGGACUGACAGAAACGAAUGAUGAUGGUGUUCGUGCAAUCUUUAUUCGUGGUACAGCUCACUGUGCUGAUAUGUACGAACCACGUGAAGAUGAUCUGCCUGAACUUAAGACAGCCCGCUCAGAAAUUCGCAAAUUCAUUGCGGAUCUUCUCAAAUAAAGAAACAAACAACUAAUAAAAUAUUAUAUACACCUGCUGAUAUUUUUGCACCGAAACUAAAGGCAAAAAUGUUGCCUUUUGCAUUACACAAAGAAAUUGCAAGAAUUUUGAAAUAAAACAUUGCGCAAGAAA
This is a messenger RNA of Lutzomyia longipalpis, 2651 nucleotides long. RefSeq names its product thymus-specific serine protease-like. Gene Ontology annotation, biological process: proteolysis. The record is from RefSeq and is a predicted model, not a curated record. The transcript has 4 exons. Lineage: Eukaryota; Metazoa; Arthropoda; Insecta; Diptera; Psychodidae. Gene Ontology annotation, molecular function: dipeptidyl-peptidase activity; serine-type exopeptidase activity. Bases 1071 to 2519 code for a protein of 482 amino acids.